Molecule: messenger RNA, 2924 nt
Organism: Pongo pygmaeus (Bornean orangutan)
Lineage: Eukaryota; Metazoa; Chordata; Mammalia; Primates; Hominidae
Gene: SLAMF7
Product: SLAM family member 7
Exons: 6
Coding region: 56-1273 (405 amino acids)
Biological process (GO): T cell activation
Cellular component (GO): membrane; external side of plasma membrane
Source: RefSeq, a predicted model, not a curated record
GUAAUACCUGAGAGGGAAGUGGCUUCAUUUCAGUGGCUGACUUCCACAGAGCAAUAUGGCUGGUUCCCCAACAUGCCUCACCCUCAUCUAUAUCCUUUGGCAGCUCACAGGGUCAGCAGUUUCUGGACCCGUGAAAGAGCUGGUCGGUUCCGUUGGUGGGGCCGUGACUUUCCCCCUGAAGCCCAAAGUAAAGCAGGUUGACUCUAUUGUCUGGACCUUCAACACAACCUCUCUUGUCACCAUACAGCCAGAAGGGGGCACUAUCAUAGUGACCCAAAAUCGUAAUAAGGAGAGAGUAGACUUCCCAGAUGGAGGCUACUCCCUGAAGCUCAGCAAACUGAAGAAGAAUGACUCAGGGAUCUACAAUGUGGGGAUAUACAGCUCAUCACUCCAGCAUCCCUCCACUCAGAAGUAUGUGCUGCGUGUCUACGAGCACCUGUCAAAGCCUAAAGUCACCAUGGGUCUGCAGAGCAAUAAGAAUGGCACUUGUGUGACCAAUCUGACAUGCUGCAUGGAACAUGGGGAAGAGGAUGUGAUUUAUACCUGGAAGGCCCUGGGGCAAGCAGCCAAUGAGUCCCAUAAUGGGUCCAUCCUCCCCAUCUCCUGGAGAUGGGGAGAAAGUGAUAUGACCUUCAUCUGCGUUGCCAGGAACCCUGUCAGCAGCAACUUCUCAAGCCCCAUCCUUGCCAGGAAGCUCUGUGAAGGUGACUGCCUCUCCCCUCUCCACAGGAGCCUCUGCCCAGGACCUACACCUUCUUCAGCUCCUAGCCCCCAUGGGAACAGACACUGUAUGGAAACUGGAGGCCACUGGGUGGUCACCAGGCUGGGAGGAAGAUGGCAGGUGCUCCAAGACCUGGGUCAUUUUCCUGAGCUGACUUUUCUCCCUUCCCUGUGCCUCCACCCAUUCUCUGAAGGUGCUGCUGAUGACCCAGAUUCCUCCAUGAUCCUCCUGUGUCUCCUGCUGGUGCCCCUCCUGCUCAGUCUCUUUGUACUGGGGCUAUUUCUUUGGUUUCUGAAGAGAGAGAAGCAAGAAGAGUCCAUUGAAGAGAAGAAGAGAGCAGACAUUUGUCGGGAAACUCCUAACAUAUGCCCCCAUUCUGGAGAGAACACAGAGUACGACACAAUCCCUCACACUAAUAGAACGAUCCUAAAGGAAGAUCCAGCAAAUACGGUUUAUUCCACUGUGGAAAUACCAAAAAAGAUGGAAAAUCCCCACUCACUGCUCACAAUGCCAGACACACCAAGGCUAUUUGCCUAUGAGAAUGUUAUCUAGACAGCAGUGCACUCCCCUAAGUCUCUGCUCAAAAAAAAAACAAUUCUCGGCCCAAAGAAAACAAUCAAAAGAAUUCACUGAUUUGACUGGAAACAUCAAGGAAGAAUGAAGAACGUUGACUUUUUUCCAGGAUAAACUAUCUUUGAUGCUUCUUUAGAUUUAAGAGUUCAUAAUUCCAUCCACUGCUGAGAAGUCUCCUCAAACCCAGAAGGUUUAACUACCUCAUCCCAAAAAUGGGAUUGUGAAUGUCAGCAAACCACAAGAAAAGUGCUUAGAAGUGUUCCUAUAAAAAUGUAAAUGCAAGGUCACACAUAUUAAUGACAGCCUGUUGUAUUAAUGAUGGCUCCCGGUCAGUGUCUGGAGUUUCAUUCCAUCCCAGGGCUUGGAUGUCAGGAUUAUACCAAGAGUCUUGUUACCAGGAGGGCAAGAAGACCAAAACAGACAGACAAGUCCAGCAGAAGCAGAUGCACCUGACAAAAAUGGAUGUAUUAAUUGGCUCCAUAAACUAUGUGCCCAGCACUAUGCUGAGCUUACACUAAUUGGUCAGACAUGCUCUCUGCCCUCAUGAAAUUGGCUCCAAAUGAAUGAACUACUUUCAUGAGCAGUUGUAGCAGGCCUGACCACAGAUUCCCAGAGGGCCAGGUGUAGAUCCACAGGACUUGAAGGUCAAAGUUCACAAAGAUGAAGAAUCAGGGUAGCUGACCAUGUUUGGCAGAUACUAUAAUGGAGACACAGAAGUGUGCAUGGCCCAAGGACAAGGACCUCCAGCCAGGCUUCGUUUAUGCACUUGUGCUGCAAAAGAAAAGUCUAGGUUUUAAGGCUGUGCCAGAACCCAUCCCAAUAAAGAGACCGAGUCUGAAGUCACAUUGUAAAUCUAGAGUAGGAGACUUGGAGUCAGGCGGUGAGACUGGUGGGGCACAGGGGGCGGUGGGUACUUGUAAACCUUUAAAGAUGGUUAAUUCAUUCAAUAGAUAUUUAUUAAGAACCUAUGUGGCCCAGCGCGGUGGCUCACACCUGUAAUCCCAGCACUUUGGGAGGCCAAGGUGGGUGGGUCAUCUGAGGUCAGGAGUUCAAGACCAGCCUGGCCAACAUGGAGAAACCCCAUCUCUACUAAAAAUACAAAAAUUUGCUGAGCGUGGUGGCAUGCACCUGUAAUCCCAGCUACUCAGGAGGCCAAGGCAGGAGAAUCGCUUGAACCUGGGAGGUGGAGGUUGCAGUGAGCUGAGAUGGCGCCACUGCACUCCGGCCUAGGCAACAAGAGCAAAACUCCAUCACAAAAAACAAACAAACAAACAAACACCUGUGCUAGGUCAGUCUGGCACGUAAGAUGAACAUCCCUGCCAACACAGAGCUCACCAUCUCUUAUACUUAAGUGAAAAACAUGGGGAAGGGGAAAGGGGGAUGGCUGCUUUUGAUAUGUUCCCUGACACAUAUCUUGAAUGGAGACCUCCCUACCAAGUGUUGAAAGUGUUGAAAAACUUAAUAACAAAUGCUUGUUGGGCAAGAAUGGGAUUGAGGAUUAUCUUCUCUCAGAAAGGCAUUGUGAAGGAAUUGAGCCAGAUCUCUCUCCCUACUGCAAAACCCUAUUGUAGUAAAAAAGUCUUCUUUACUAUCUUAAUAAAACAGAUAUUGUGAGAUUCACAUACAAAAA